Acanthochromis polyacanthus (spiny chromis) is the source of this 3601-nucleotide messenger RNA. Its product is annotated as phosphoglycerate mutase 2. Gene Ontology annotation, biological process: glycolytic process. The coding region runs from base 2326 to 3315 and encodes 329 amino acids. The record is from RefSeq and is a predicted model, not a curated record. NCBI's taxonomy places the organism in Eukaryota, Metazoa, Chordata, Actinopteri, Pomacentridae. The transcript is spliced from 4 exons. Gene Ontology annotation, molecular function: intramolecular phosphotransferase activity.
ACAGAGAGGGACCAUGGGAAUAAGAAUAGGAGGGAAAUGAGCGAGGGUUAAAAACAGAGUGAAAAAACUGGAGGGAGGAGGUUGUAAAAAUGGCAUGUUAAAAAGCUGCAUGAUGCUCUGACCUUGGCAUGAAAAACAAUGUUCAACCAAGCCAAGUUUAUAAAUGAACUCAUGAAGCAGAUUUAUCAGAGUCUUUAACAGCAAAAGACAUUAAUGCAUACAAAACUACAAUAAUCACCAGUUUUAACAGAGAAUCUGAACCUGUGGUGCCCAGAAAUACUGCAGGUAACUAGAUUUUGUGAGGAAUGCCGUGUUUAAUGAAGGACAGAAACAUCUGUAACACGCCUCUUGUGCUAUUCUCACUGCAGAAAAGAGGAGGGGGGAUGUCCUGGUUUAGGAAUCGUGACACAGCAUCUCUCCUCCUGGUGGAGAGCAGAACUACAGCCACGACCUCAAAAGCCCCGCAAGGAGAAAAUCCCACCCAAACAGAUGGAAGAGGCCACAUGUUGAAGACACAACAAAGAGUAGGCGAAUGUGUAAACGCAUUGCUAUAGUAACAAAUACCUGCACUGUUGUAGAAUUAUCGGCGUGAUUAUUAACAGUAAUAAGCUCUGCUGUGCUGUGAAUUUUAAUUAACCAGCUGUUCAGUUACAUGCAAUAAUUAUUCAUCUCUUUUAAUAUUGUUAACGAUACAUUUAGGCUUUGUUGUCUUUUCCUGUAAAAUAAUAAGUGAAUUUCUCAUAUAUCAUUAUCUGAGAACAACAGUGCAGGAAGAAACAAAAGCGGCUAUCUGUAAAGACAUCUUGAGAACACUGCAUUGUCUGUGACACAAGAUAGUUACAGAUUUAAUCAAUAACUGCUUGUAAUGUCCUUGCGGUUUGACGGAGUAAGAAACAAUCACAAAAAUCCCCCAACAGUUCAGUUUGUACUUGAGUUCAAAGAGAGAUUUUUAAGUGAAGUGAUAAGUGAAGCCGUCUUUACUGUUUUCGGCUGUUUGUCAGGUUUGUUGUCUUCAUUUCUAGAAAAGACAAACUGUCCCUUUCAUCUGCUGCACCGUUACACCGGCAGUUCAGUUACACCCAGCUGCUGACGGGCAGUUUCUGUUCUUGUGUGACUGGUGAGUGUGUGUGUGUGUGUGUGUGUGUAGGAAUGCAGUGGCUCAGUCAAAGUUAAUGUUUGGAGAUUCAUCUUGCCUUCCAGCUCUAUGCAUAAAUGCAGGGCUUUGCAGCAAUAUCCGUGUGCGUACAGGAUGUGUGUGUCUUUGUGACUGGCUAUAGCGUGUGCUGCUUGUGUGAUUUGCCUUUGCAGCAAAGGCCCCCGGUACUUCCAGGCGGUGCUGUACCCAAACAGAAGCGAGGCAGGCGGUGGGAUGUGGGGGACUUCAGUGGGAGCUGCAUGGACUCUGCUGCAGGCUGAGUCAUCGUAACAGUUGUGAUCGCACAAACUCCCCUGUGUACACUUUUUCCCACCCUGACAGCAGUCUGGCAAUCUGCACCAGGGCCGUUUUUGGCAGACGAGAUGCUUACAGGACCUGGGGAAAUGCAACACAGAAAGUAGAUCAUUAACUUCUCUUUCCAAUCUAAUUGAGCCACUUACGGCGCUGAUUUCCAGGCUGUUACUUGCUCUCCCUGUGACGCUAACAUAACUAGCCUAAGCAUCAGCAUUUUCCUGUUAGCAUCCCCAGUGUUUCCAUCAUCGUGGAUGAAUAGAUGACAGCAUUGUACACUAACAGCUGCUCUCUAAGUGACAAUAGUAGUUUUAUUAAUUGCUUCAGUUUAUAAAUAGUAUUUAUCAGGAUGCCUCUGUACUUUUUUGGACCACUAGAGGGCCAAAAAAGCAUAAAGACAGAUAGACAGGUAUGACCGGAUGCAAGUAAAUUAACACUCUUAUUAUGUGCCCUUUUUAAACGUGAGACUAAUAUUUCUAUUUUCUUUUGAUCUCGUCAGCUCAACCCUUCUACAUGUGAUACUCUAACUCUGUCAGACAGCUGUUUGCUGUUUUAUCAGAGUAUUUCUGCUGUAAAAUGGUUCAUCAUGAUCAGGUUACAUACUAUCCAUUCACUAUAGAGCCAGAGAGGUCCAGCCACUGAAAUGUUUCUUCCUCCUGCAGCAUCAUUGUUCUUGCUCUGUGCGGUCCAACAGCCCAAUGUCAUGAUCAUACGAAGAACGCUGGCGUCAAGCCCGGAAAUCCAUUAAUAUUAUAUUUUUGGAGUAUUGCAUUUCCCGUGGAGUAUAAUUUGAUUGUGAGGGGCUGGAGACAUCGACUUUGCCCGACAGCUCUGGGCUUCCAGGCUUCAUCAGCUCCUUUAUCUCUUGUCUCCACCACAUGUCCCCACAGUCGAGCAGAGGGCUGCUUUUACUGGCCCACCUCAUGCGUCCAUCAGAGUCUGAAAGCCUCUCACAGGUGGAAAGUCAACAGGGCCUGUCUUCCACCGCCACAGCUGCUAUAUAUAAAGCCUCUGGUAUGCUGGUUUGGCCUCACUGUUGGUCAGCCAGCGUGCAGCUUGGAAGGGCUGAGGGCUCCGUGUGUGGAAAAGCACGAUUAAACAUGACUGCCGUCCACCGUUUGGUUAUUGUCCGCCACGGCGAGAGCGCCUGGAACCAGGAGAACCGCUUCUGCGGCUGGUUCGAUGCCGACCUCAGUGAGAAGGGCGUGGAGGAGGCCAAGCGUGGAGCUCAGGCCAUCAAGGAUGCAGGCCUGAAGUUUGACGUGUGCUACACAUCCGUGCUGAAACGUGCCGUCAAGACCCUGUGGACCAUCAUGGAGGGCACGGACCAGAUGUGGCUGCCCGUGAUUCGUACCUGGCGUCUGAACGAGCGCCACUACGGAGGCCUCACUGGACUCAACAAGGCGGAGACGGCUGAAAAGCACGGCGAGGAGCAGGUGAAGGUUUGGCGUCGUUCCUUCGACAUCCCACCUCCACCCAUGGACAAGGACCACCCUUACCACAAGAUUAUCAGUGAGUCUCGGCGCUACAAGAACCUGAAGGCCGGUGAGCUGCCCACAUGUGAGUCACUGAAGGACACCAUCGCCCGAGCCCUGCCUUUCUGGAACGAAGUCAUCGCUCCUGAAAUCAAAGCUGGGAAGAACGUUAUCAUCGCCGCCCACGGCAACAGCCUCCGUGGCAUCGUCAAGCACUUAGAGGAUAUGUCUGAUGCAGCCAUCAUGGAACUGAACCUUCCCACAGGAAUCCCCAUCGUGUACGAGCUGGACGCAGACCUGAAGCCCGUCAAGCCCAUGUCAUUCCUCGGCGAUGAGGAGACCGUGAAGAAGGCCAUGGAGGCUGUGGCCGCCCAGGGCAAAGUGAAGAAGUAAGCCCGCCUCGGAGGCUCCAUGAGGAGGCAGAAAGACACUGUUACCCCUAUACCCUUCAGCUGUUCCCCCUCAUCCGUACGUCAAUCCUUGUAGUCCAUUCCAUCAGGGGAAAUGUUCCUUUGGAGACGGGCCACUUUCAGCACAACGGUCUCCUGUUUGCUUCAGUGAUAAGCAGACCUGUCGAUCCAAACAUUCACACACAGCUCAGCCCCUUUAAAGUGUAGUCAGGCCCUGUUUUGAGGCCCCCACCACACUGGCACAACCAAUAAACCAUGUUUUUACGUAG